Molecule: messenger RNA, 3433 nt
Organism: Amoebophrya sp. A25
Lineage: Eukaryota; Dinophyceae; Syndiniales; Amoebophryaceae
Source: the annotation of a GenBank genome assembly
AUGCUGGACCUAGGAAGACAGUGGAGGAUGAGAAUAGUUGUGGAUGGGAUAGUAAUUUGCAGCCCGAUCCACUCAAGUCGGGAAUGGUACUUAAUAUUCAAUUCUUUUUACAUCAUUCAUUGCUUUGGUAUUUCGAAACUUCUGUACAACUAUGUUGUAGGAACAAGAAGAGUGACCCUUUCAGUGGUAAUUGACAGUGUUUUUUAGGAACAAUUUUUUUGAGUCGCCCUUCAACACCGUGAAAGGAAAAAUCUUAAAAAUCUGCUUCUAUGUAAACUUCCUCCAGCUCAAGAACAUCAACUCAGGUUACUGUGGAGUUUGAAUCCGGAGACGCAUCGUUUUCGUUUGCCUGGGCCUGAGGAUAUAAAGCCUUUGGAGAAGGAGCUUUUGAGACUGCCGGUUUUAACGGAGUCUUUUCCUGUGGGGCCUUACACACUGACCGAUUUUUUCGAGAACGGAGUUGCUGCCCUUAUUAGGCAGGAUGAAGAAAGAAGUAGUUACGUAGAAGGAAAUUAUGGAAAGACAGUAAGUAGAAAUGAAAGACAACGACGCGGAGACAAGCAUUCGAACAGUGAAGACGACGAGGAGUCAGGCCCGAUCUCAACCAAAACUCUAGUUAAGGCUACAAGAAAUCCAUCUUCCCUAGCAUCUAUCUUGGUAGUCCCGUCUUCAAAGGGAAAUGGGGACCCAAGAUGCGGCUGGGGAUGGAUUUCUCUGAGUUCUAAUCUAGACAUGCUAGAAAGUUUUCGAAGAGAAAUUCGUGCUCAAGGGAGACGUAUGGAGGAACUAGAACGCAGCGGGAUGACUCGAGAAGAGGCCACACUUUCCAUCUUCUCAAGCGCAAGGGUGCCCAUAAAAAAGCAGAGACAUAACAAAAACCCAGAUGGAAACAAAGGGAGCAACAAGAACAAGUCCACGACUCACAAGAAGUCCACUCGAGGUUCGGGCUCCAAGAGUAGAAAUAGAGAAGCCCAGCGUACUAAAAAAAGCAAUCGAGGAGGAGGAGUCCGCAAUGCCGAUGGUCACCAUGUUGGAGACAAGAAUAAGAUGAGCAAUGCUUUGACCGUCGAAGGCGUGGCUCUUGAAGAUGGACACCAAGAGCGCAUGGCCACUUCAGGUCAAGUAACAUCUUCAAGUACUAGUAUUAAGGCCCAUAAUGAUAACAAGUAAUUCAAAUUCAUCAUUUUCAUCUUCAUCUUCACGACACGAGAGUUUUUGUUUCAGUUUUCUUCCUGGGCUCGUUCCUUCUGAAACUGAAGCGAGUAUGGGAGAACGUAGACGCAGAAGAUUACUAUACUUCUUGAUCUUGUCCUUCUUCUUGUCGUUGAUCCAGAUUUGCUCUAAUGCUAGCUCGUCAGCAUUAGCGUCUAGUAUGGCGCCGCUAGGUCUUCCACCACAGAAACAUUUCGGAACGAGUCAGCAGCAUCAAACCUUGUUGGACCAAGCCAUGGUCCAUGGAGACCAAGAGAUGGUUACGGCUCAACAUAAAACACUAUAUAUAGAGUAAGUAAAAUAUCGGGUUUCGAGUUACUCGAGUUGCAACGAGUUGCUCGAGUUGCCGAAGCGAAGGGCUUCAAUUCUUGAACGAGUUGCCACGAGUUACCGGAAGCCAUCCGCUUCACCGGGAUGCGGCGCAGCAGGGCGGUAUGGGCACGGUUGUGGCUGCGCGAAGUGAAGAAGUGGCUGCUUUUGUUGUUGCUCUCUCAUGAGAGGGGCGGCCGGUUGUGAAGGGCUCCCCAGCGAGCCCCCCCGGCUUUUUUUCUUGUUGCGUGUGGGCGCGCGUUCGAAGCACAGCCAGGCACUAAGGGGCCGACGGCUUCGCCUCGUUGUUUUUGUUUGAGGGGAGAGAGUAUCGCUGUGGCUUGUCGUUGGGUCGGUGCCAGUCUCUCCCUUUUUUCUUCGGAUGUGUUCGUGGCCAGUGCGUCUCUUUUGGGACUGGGAGCGAGUUCUGGUUUUCGCCUGCUUUGGAGAACGGCCUACUCAGCCGAGGAAGCAAGUAGAGAAGAGCACGUGGCGGAUGCCUUGCGUGUUUGAUCAAGUGGCAGGGAGGAGUUCCCGAGCUGAGGGUGGUCACUCACUCUCGUCGUUGGUGCGCAUUAAGAAGAAAACCAGGGAGCGGAGGCAUGUCGUUGAAUGUCGUAUGCUCCUGCUAAGGUAUCCCAGAGUCUCACAAAGCUGCGCCCGAAGGGCGCCGCGCAAAAAAUUACGGCGAGCAACUCGAGCAACCCGAGCAACCCGAGAAACUCGACCCGUGACGGGCCAAACAAUUCCUGACUCUACUAUAAUAUUGAUAGAUUGAUGUCUUUCUACGAGGCGGAGUCUUUUUCUCUUCUAGAACAGUGAAUAGAAAUGGUUGACAAAGCCAUAAGUCGAAAUGGGUUAUAAUAAUAUAUUUGGACUCUAAUGCUAUAUUUUCUUGUCCAAAGAAAUUGAAUGAUCUUGGUCUUCUUCGGUUCAAAACAAUAUUUGGACUUGGAGUGGCCGGUAGGCUUGAUCUUGAAGGACUACUUGGGAUGCAAAUGAAUGCAAACUCCUCUAAAAUGUUGAAUAACGGAGGAAGCACGAGCACUGCAGCACUUGAAGAACAACUUCUGGAAGAGGACAAUGACGAAGACGAUAUGUACCGCUUGUUAGCGAGGAUUGGACACGACAUGGGCAAUGAAACAUUUUAAGGCUCCAGCUCCUUUAUCGAUGGUAAUAUUAUUUCGUUCAGUUCACAACCUUGACCUUCAUUGAUGGAGGUUUCCAAGGAGUACGGAAACAUUACCAACAUCAUCGUCAUCAUCAUCAACUUCCAAAUACGGCAGCAUGGUCCUCUACAAUAGUUUCUAAGUACUAGGGAAACCAACAUGAUUCCCUUCUCCUUCUAAUCAACGGCGACGCUCUUACAAGACGGUGAUAUCGACCCUUUCGAUUGGGCAACUGCUGAACAGCAGGUCAACUCACUCGUCGCAACUCCUCGAGUGAUCACGAAGUUCAUCAACCACCAUAUGUUCGAUCACCACUGGCCGCAAGGGGGACUAGUAGAUAUGAAUGUCAAUGCUGUUCACGACAGUGUUGCUCACGAGGGCCAGGGAGGAGGUGUUCACGACCAGUCUGUUCACAGUGUCGUUCACGACCUGGCUGCUGUUCGCGACCGCGCUGUUCACAGUGUCGUUCACGACCUGGCUGCUGUUCGCGACCGCGCUGUUCGCGACCAGGCUGCUCACGAGGGCCAGGCUGCUCACGAGGGCCAGGAAGGAGGCGUGGAAGCUGAUUCCGUCAAUGAUCCUGUCGGAGUUGAGGACCACCUAUCCGUAGACGUUGAUGAUGAUGAACUUGAGGAGCAGAUGGAAGAAGGGUAUGAGCAGAUGAUGAACUUGAGGACCAAAAGUCAGCUUGAAAGACACGUGGAGAUGGAAGAAGGGUAUGACGAACUUGAGGUCGAUUCUAC